GGUGACUCGUGACUUUUCAAAAUUCUGCCACUACACUUCAACUGAGAUGUCGGGUAACGAUAAUAUAGAUGAGGCGCAUGCUCUGUCUGAAUCAGAAGCUCAGGAUGUCCAGCACUUAAGGGAAAUCGCUGGUGGAAUAGGUUACUUGGAUGCACUAAAGCUUUUGGAGGAAAGCUCUUGGAACUUAGAGGUGUGUCUUGAAAGUUAAUAAUCAGUUUUCAGCGUGCUGUGCAUAAAUUAAUGGGAUUUGAAGACUCUGGUUUAAGACAACGAAGUACUGCUUCACGUAUUUCGUCCGUACCACAGGUUGAGUUAAUUCCUCCUAAUCAGCGGAUACUGAGGUCAAGAAAUAGCACUCAUAGUUGGUGGUGGUCUACUGCUUUGUUUUUAUUUGAACCUAUUCGAUUGGGUUGUAGCUUGCUCUUUGGAAUCGUGAAGUUUUUCAUCUCUGAAGCAGAAACCUGGAUAUGUUUACUAUUCUUGACGUUUAUAUCGACUUGUAACCAAAUUUUCUCCAUAAAAGAGGUUACGAUCACCUCCAAAAUUACGUCGGGAAUCAUUCUACCAACCUUGACACUGGCAACCAGCUCUGGAGAUAAUUUGUCCGCCAAAAUCAGAGUAGAUACAGGGAAAUUAGAGCCUAUGAUCUGUUGACCCUGGUCGCUUGGUUACUUCAGAUUAUCAUCCAGCCUGGAAUUUGGAUAUUUAUUUUUAAGUUUUGGCUUAGUGACAUGAAUUGUCUUUAAUCAUCCAUGUUGUUCUGACUCAAGAUAAAGCUAUUACUGAUAGAAAUCACAAAUGUUCUUACAUGUUAUUUGGCUGACAGAGUUCAUUAAGCUGUCUGGAAGAUAUUCUCGCUAUCGGUCAAGCGUAAACUCGAAAAUCCACUCUCUCGGUUGUCUUUAUCACUUUCGACACGCUUCAUUCCUUUGGUCUGAUCCUCGAAAUCAGGUCACAGAUCCUGUCGGUGAUGUAAGAAAUUUUAUCCAGCACUUCAAAGAAACCUACGGAUCUGUGAAUACUAGUUUUGACGUUGAUGGUAAUUCAAAUCCAACUGAAAGUUCUACUUCUGAUUCAUUUCCACCGUUCUUCGAGGGAACUUAUGCUGAUGCUGUUCAAGAAGCUAAACAAAGUUUACGAUUUCUGAUUGUUUAUUUACAUGGAGAUUCACAUGAAGAUACUCAUCGGUUUUGCAAAGAUAUUCUUCAGUCGGAAGAUGUUUUACGGUUUCUUAGAAAUUCCAAUGAAUUACUAUUUUGGGGUUGUAAUAUUGAAUCUCCUGAAGGUUAUCGUGUAUCACGAACUCUUCGAGAGCAUACCUAUCCGUUCAUUGGAGUUAUUGGCUUGACUAAUAUACCAAUUUCGGAAAGUGGGGUCUAUUCCGGAAGUAGUACACGAAUGGCGUUACUAGGGCGUAUAGAAGGUGUACUAGAACCAUCAGAACUUGUUGAUCAGUUGAAUAGUAUACUGAAUGAACAUCAAACAGCUAUAAUAACAGCUCGAUUAGACCGGAGUGAACGAGAAAUGAACGCUCAAUUGAGGCGUGAGCAAGACUUAGCUUAUGAGGCAUCACUUGCUGAGGAUCGAGCUAAAGUGGCUGCUCGAGAGGCACAGCAACGAAGUGCUGCCUUAGUAGCGGAACAGCUAGCCAAGGAUGCAAAACGAAAGGAGGAUCUAAAAAAAGCUCACAUUAAUCGCAAGCGUAUAUGGCAAAGUAGGUUACCACCACCACCUAAGUUUGAAGAGGGGUCUACAGUACAGCUAUCAUUCAAAAUGCCACGUGGUUCCAGAGUUUCUCGCGUCUUCAACUUGAACGAUUCUAUCAAGCUGCUCUACUAUUUUGUAUUAUCUCAGGAUGAUUCACCAACAGAAUUCGAGGUGCAAUCCAAUUUUCCUAAACGUAUUAUACCAUGUCAACCAUUCGAAGAAUCUGAUGUGGAAGAUUACAUAGAUACUCCUGACAAUAAGAUGGAUUGUGAUGAACCUGAAGUGAUUACAGACUGGUCCCGUAAAUGUCAGAAUGAUCCACCAUCAUUUUUUAAUAUUGGUUUGACAAGGCCAGAAAUGUUGUUUGUUCUCAACAAAGAUGCAUGAUAUGAAGUUUUGAGCUUCCUACCCUUCCAACACCAAUGUAGCUAUUUCUUUAUGGAUAAAGCUGUUCCAUUGUUAAAUAAGUUCAUGUAUUAUGUUUUUGAUGUAGUAUUAUGUCCUCCAAGUACGUACAAUAAUAAUAGUAAUAUUAUUAUUAUAAAUGACUUGAGCAGUCAGGAUUUCAUUUCCUUAUACAGUUAUUCAAAUGUAUUUUUCUCCGAUUAUUUUAUUCAUACACUUAUCAUUUUGUUACUCUGGUCUCACAUACAACAUGACAUAUUUUGCUUGUAAUAAGUCCCAUUAGCAUAUAACAUUCCUUAUGCACAGUUGUGGUUUCUCAUGAAGACAGACUCCCAACCGUUGACCUGUUGUAACAUGUUUAUCCGCUUCAAUAUUUUUGUGAGCUGUUUCGAGGUAAUAUUGAAGUUCACUUUUAGACACCAUGUGAUUACUUGUAUGAAAAGUCUUUCCCCAUGUAUUUUUUUCAAAUAUGCACACGAAUUUCGUGCAAAUUAGUUCAACUGACAGUUUUUAUUACUAUAAUGAUGAUAAUCACUUGUAUUUUAUUUGUGUACAGUACAAGCAUUGAAUUGCUUUUAUUUCUUAUCCAUUGACUUUUUGUAAAGUAAAUUUCUACCUUUCGGUUUCAAUUCAUUCUAUGUAAAUGAGUACUAGAUGGUAACUUGUCAUUUAAUCGUCAGUCGUUUCCUUUCAUGCAGUCUUUAUACGCAGUUUUCCAAUCACUACCAUGCUAGGAUUUCAAAACGUGUUAAUUAAGACAUCGUAGAUAACAUGUAUAGUCACUUUAUAUUGGUGAAAUGAAAUUCAACUUGUCUGUUUAGAACUGUUUUUUAUAGUCAUGCAUUCUAAGUUAUUUUGCCAAUAUAACCUUGUUACGCG
Schistosoma curassoni is the source of this 2991-nucleotide messenger RNA. Lineage: Eukaryota; Metazoa; Platyhelminthes; Trematoda; Strigeidida; Schistosomatidae. The record is from the annotation of a GenBank genome assembly.